Molecule: messenger RNA, 1839 nt
Organism: Sorex fumeus (smoky shrew)
Lineage: Eukaryota; Metazoa; Chordata; Mammalia; Eulipotyphla; Soricidae
Gene: RGMA
Product: repulsive guidance molecule BMP co-receptor a
Exons: 5
Coding region: 393-1676 (427 amino acids)
Biological process (GO): BMP signaling pathway
Cellular component (GO): plasma membrane
Molecular function (GO): coreceptor activity
Source: RefSeq, a predicted model, not a curated record
GGCUCCCGGCCCCGCUCCCCCAGGCGCGCGCGGGCAUGCAAACCCGGAGCCGGCGGCGCGCCCCGGGCCGCUGCUGAGCCGGCCGGGCCGGCGGGGAGCAGCGCCGGCCGAGGGUUCCCGAGCUUGCGGCUGGGUCCCGCGCGCGGCGCUCCGGUACCCCCUGUUCGCCGCCACCCCGCCAGCGCCACCCCCCGCGGGCAGCAGGGGCUCAUGCAGCCGCCAAGGUCCUUAUUGAUCUCCGAAAGCGCGUGUCUGGCGUCGCGGCGGCCCGGAGAGCAUCGCGCCACCUAACGGACACGGUGCGCCGCGCGCUCCCGGCGGCCGCCUAGUUGGAAACUCUCCAAAGUGGUCGCGGCGGGGCGAGGCUGCUGGGAACUGGCCGCGCUGGAUGGAUGGGCAUGGGGAGAGGGGUCGCGCGUGCAGCCCUGGGAAUCGCUCCGCUCCUCGCCUUCCUCGUCUGCAGCUUCCCGCCAGCCACCUCCCCGUGCAAGAUCCUCAAGUGCAACUCGGAUUUCUGGAGCGCCACAGCAGGCGGCCACGCGGCAGCGGCCACGGGGGACGACACGCCCGAGUUCUGCGCGGCGCUGCGCACCUACGCACUGUGUACGCGGCGGACGGCGCGCACGUGCCGCGGGGACCUGGCCUACCACUCGGCCGUGCACGGCAUCGACGACCUCAUGGGCCAGCACAAUUGCUCGCGGGACGGCCCGACGGCCCAGCCGCGCCCGCGCACGCCGCCGCCACCGCCGCCUGGGGACAGCCAGGAGCGCUCGGACAGUCCCGAGAUCUGUCACUACGAGAAGAGUUUCCACCGCAGCGCCGCGCCCAACUACACGCACUGUGGCUUCUUUGGGGACCCGCACCUGCGGACUUUCACCGACCUCUUCCAGACCUGCAAGGUACAGGGCGCCUGGCCGCUUAUCGACAAUAACUACCUGAAUGUGCAGGUCACCAACACACCCGUGCUGCCCGGCUCGGCCGCCACCGCCACCAGCAAGCUCACCAUCAUCUUCAAGAACUUCCAGGAGUGUGUGGACCAGAAGGUGUACCAGGCCGAGACGGACGAGCUGCCAGCCGCCUUCGCCGACGGCUCCAAGAACGGCGGGGACCGGCAGGGCGCGGGCAGCCUGAAGAUCACCGAAAAGGUGUCGGGCCGGCACGUGGAGAUCCAGGCCCGGUACAUCGGCACCACCAUCGUCAUCCGCCAGGUGGGGCGCUACCUGACCUUCGCCGUGCGCAUGCCCGAGGAGGUGGUCCACGCCGUGGAGGACCGGGAGGGCCAGGGCCUCUACCUGUGCCUGCGGGGCUGCCCCCGCAACCAGCAGAUCGACUUCCAGGCCGUGCGGGCCGCCCCCAGCCCCGCGCCCGCCCUCCCCGGCGCCACCUUCCCCUACGAGACGGCCGUGGCCAAGUGCAAGGAGAAGCUCCCGGUGGAGGACUUGUACUACCAGGCCUGCGUCUUCGACCUGCUCACCACGGGAGACGUGAACUUCACCCUCGCCGCCUACUACGCGCUGGAGGACGUAAAGGCGCUGCACGCCGACAAGGAGCGGCUGCAUCUCUAUGGGCGGACUCGGGAGCCCCCCGGCCGGGCCGCCGCUCCCGGCCCACCCCCAGCCGCCGGGACCCUCAUCGGAGGCGUCCUGCUCCUCUUUCUGCUUCUGGAGGCUGUGUAACCCCCACCCCCACCCUGCCCCUACCUCCGGAUGCCAGCUGUAGGGGACGCCCUCUGGGCUGCAGGAACUGGGCACGGGGUGACCAGAGCUGUGAUGGUCUGGAGGAAUAGGUCCCUGUAGUGUGGGGGCCACUCCAGCCCCCCCAACCUUGCCCCGCCAGAGG